This is a messenger RNA of Glossina fuscipes, 1569 nucleotides long. RefSeq names its product WD40 repeat-containing protein SMU1 (gene Smu1). The transcript has 4 exons. Gene Ontology annotation, molecular function: protein binding. Gene Ontology annotation, biological process: mRNA splicing, via spliceosome. Bases 1 to 1530 code for a protein of 509 amino acids. Gene Ontology annotation, cellular component: precatalytic spliceosome. The record is from RefSeq and is a predicted model, not a curated record. NCBI's taxonomy places the organism in Eukaryota, Metazoa, Arthropoda, Insecta, Diptera, Glossinidae.
AUGUCUAUUGAGAUAGAAUCAGCUGAUGUUAUUCGUUUAAUACAACAAUACCUCAAGGAGUCUAAUUUAUAUAAGAGCUUGCAAAGUUUACAAGAGGAAACUGGCGUAUCUUUAAAUACCGUAGACAGCGUUGAUGGCUUUGUUCAGGAUAUAACAAAUGGCCAUUGGGAUACGGUUUUAAAAGUAACGCAAUCGCUUAAAUUGCCGGAUAAAAAAUUAUUAAAUUUAUAUGAACAAAUUGUAUUGGAAUUGAUUGAAUUGCGGGAAUUAGGUGCUGCGCGUUCGUUAUUAAGGCAAACCGAUCCAAUGAUUAUGCUGAAGCAACACGAACCCGAACGGUACAUACAUUUGGAAAAUAUGCUGCAGCGGGCUUAUUUCGAUCCUCGUGAAGCUUAUCCAGAAGGUAGUAGCAAGGAUAAACGACGUGCAAUCAUUGCUCAAGAGUUGAGUGGUGAAGUUCACGUGGUACCGUCUUCUCGCCUUUUGGCUUUAUUGGGUCAAGCAUUGAAAUGGCAACAACAUCAGGGCUUAUUACCACCUGGCACCACAAUAGAUUUAUUCCGCGGCAAAGCGGCGAUGAAAGAUCAAGAAGAAGAAAUGUAUCCUACACAAAUGUAUCGUCAAAUUAAAUUCGGACAAAAAUCGCAUGUUGAAUGUGCCCAAUUUUCGCCUGAUGGACAAUAUCUGAUAACGGGCAGCGUUGAUGGCUUUUUGGAAGUGUGGAAUUUUACAACAGGAAAGAUUAGAAAAGAUUUAAAAUAUCAGGCGCAGGAUCAAUUUAUGAUGAUGGAGCAGGCGGUUUUGGCUUUAUCAUUUUCGAGAGAUUCCGAAAUGGUGGCAUCUGGCUCCCAGGAUGGCCAAAUAAAAGUGUGGCGUAUUAUAACUGGGCAAUGUUUAAGAAAAUUCGAAAAAGCUCACACAAAAGGCAUAACAUGUUUGCAAUUUUCACGUGACAAUAGUCAAAUAUUAAGCGCUUCCUUCGAUUAUACCUUACAUCUGCAUGGUUUAAAGUCGGGUAAAAUGUUAAAAGAAUUCAAAGGUCAUACGUCUUUUGUGAAUGAGGCUACUUUUACACCCGAUGGUCACAGCAUAUUAAGCGCUUCAUCGGACGGCACUGUGAAAAUAUGGUCCUUAAAGACUACGGAAUGCUUAUCUACCUAUAAGCCUCUCGGUAAUGAAUUGGCUGUCAAUACUGUGCUGAUAUUGCCGAAAAAUCCCGAUCAUUAUAUAGUCUGCAAUCGUUCAAAUACUGUCGUCAUAAUGAAUAUGGCCGGUCAAAUUGUAAGAUCAUUCUCAUCGGGUAAAAGAGAAGGUGGUGCAUUUAUAUCAGCAACUUUAUCACCACGUGGUGAAUUCAUUUACUGCGCCGGUGAGGAUCAAGUAUUGUAUUGUUUUUCCGUUUCAUCAGGAAAAUUGGAAAGAACUUUAAAUGUUCAUGAGAAAGACGUCAUUGGCUUGACUCAUCAUCCACAUCAAAAUUUAUUAGCAACGUAUGGUGAAGAUGGCCUAUUAAAACUAUGGAAACCAUAAAUUUAGAUUUAAAUUUUUACGUUUUUUUUAAUAUAAUCA